Myxozyma melibiosi is the source of this 1140-nucleotide messenger RNA. RefSeq names its product chorismate synthase. Gene Ontology annotation, biological process: aromatic amino acid biosynthetic process; chorismate biosynthetic process. The transcript is spliced from 2 exons. NCBI's taxonomy places the organism in Eukaryota, Fungi, Ascomycota, Lipomycetes, Lipomycetales, Lipomycetaceae. The record is from RefSeq and is a predicted model, not a curated record. Gene Ontology annotation, cellular component: cytosol. Gene Ontology annotation, molecular function: chorismate synthase activity; FMN binding. Bases 1 to 1140 code for a protein of 379 amino acids.
AUGUCGACCUUUGGACACUACUUCCGAGUGACCACCUAUGGAGAAUCCCACUGCAAGUCCGUCGGCUGCAUCGUCGACGGAAUCCCGCCUGGAAUGAAGCUGGACGAGUCUGAUAUCCAGGUCCAGCUCUCGCGGCGGCGGCCAGGUCAGUCCAAACUGACCACCCCCCGAAACGAGAAGGAUCUGGUCAAGAUCCAGUCCGGCACCGAGUUCGGACUGACCCUCGGCACUCCGAUCGGCAUGCUCGUCCAGAACGAGGACCAGAGACCGCACGACUACUCGGAAAUGGACCUCUACCCGCGGCCGUCGCAUGCCGACUACACCUACCAAACCAAGUACGGCAUCAAGGCAUCCUCGGGCGGUGGCCGCAGCUCUGCUCGUGAGACCAUUGGCCGCGUUGCUGGCGGUGCGAUUGCCGAGAAGUACCUCAAGGAGGCCUACGGUGUCGAGAUUGUGGCCUUUGUCUCUGCCGUCGGUGCCGUCUCGCUCGACCGUAACCCGACUAACCCGGAGUUCCUCUCGCUACUCGACACGAUCACGCGCGAGCAGGUCGACGCCGCCGUCCCCGUCCGCUGCCCUGUCCCCGAUCUGGCCGAGCAAAUGAUCAAGAUCGUCGAAGAGAUGAAGGAGAAGCACGACUCCAUCGGCGGUGUCGUUACCUGCGUCAUCCGAAACGCUCCGAUCGGACUCGGUGAGCCCGUCUUUGACAAGUUCGAGGCCGAGCUCGCGCACGCCAUGCUCUCGAUCCCUGCCACCAAGGGCUUCGAGAUAGGCUCCGGCUUUGCGGGAACUACCAUCCCCGGAUCGCAGCACAACGACCCGUUCUACAAGGACCCUGAGACUGGAAAACUCCGCACCAAGACCAACAACUCUGGCGGAAUCCAGGGCGGCAUCACCAACGGCGAGAACAUCUACUUCAGCGUUGCGUUCAAGCCUCCUGCUACUAUCUCGCAGGAGCAGAAGACCGCAACCUACGAUGGUAAAGACGGUGUCUUGGCUGCCAAGGGUAGACAUGACCCCAACGUCGUCCCCCGUGCCGUGCCUAUUGUCGAGGCUAUGGCUAGUUUAGUACUGAUGGAUGCCGUUAUGGCUCAGUUGGCUAGACAAGGAAGCAGACAGCUGCUGCCUCCUUUGAACUAA